UGGAUGACACGGGUAAAGAAAAAGUGUCCCAAAUCCAAAUGAAUUGGAGUUUGGCAUAUUUCAAACAAUUUAUCUGUCAAAGUUUCCCAGAUGUCAGCCUGAAUUUGAUUGGAUAUGAGUUAGCCAGGGCUGACAGAGGAAAAAAAAUUAAAGAAGAUUCAGGUUACUUCGGAGUAGUCGGAGUAGGCUGUACAUUCUGCCAUUAGCAGAAUUAUACCAGGAAUCAGCACCUCCUUUGUGCCAGUCACAAAGUGAACCUGAACCAGGAGCCAACUCUGAGACAACUCCAUCUGUGGUGAUUGACCUUACUGAUUUCAGAAAUCAGGAUCUUAGUGGCAACAUGGAGGACACUGCAGACAGCACCGUGGUUUUGCAGCAGUGGCGAUCUUUGCGGCAAGAACAAGACAAAGAAUUUGAACAGUCUUUAAUGGCAGACAGAGAAAAAGAGAUGAGACACCAGUAUUUAGAGGCACAGGAGAAGAGUCGACUACAGGUAAUUGAAGAUAGACGGAAGAGGAUUGCAAAUCACGAGGAACCUAUUGAUGGUGUGCCCAUCAAAUUCAAGUUUCCUAAUGGAAUGGAAAAAAUUCGAAAAUUCAUCUUGUCAGAGACAAUUCAAAUCUUAUUUGACUUUGUUGGUCAGGAUGACCUGUCCAGUGAAGUGUUCUAUGUUCAAGAUGCAACAUCAUCUACACCUCUUGAAAAUAACCUUUCAGGAACACUUAAUGAUUACAACAUCCAGGGUCAUUCGACUCUUUAUGUUGUUUGGGUUUCACCAAUGGAUGAAAAUGAAGCAAGCAUUCAAGUGAAUUCUGGUGAAUUCAAUUUCACCUCAUUCCUUUUCCAACCAGUCGCUUGCAUCAUCACCACAUGAACCGACUACUUCUUUGCCACUGAAUGAUUGUCGUUCCCCAAC
Megalobrama amblycephala (Wuchang bream) is the source of this 916-nucleotide messenger RNA. RefSeq names its product FAS-associated factor 2-like. The coding region runs from base 341 to 874 and encodes 177 amino acids. The record is from RefSeq and is a predicted model, not a curated record. Gene Ontology annotation, molecular function: ubiquitin binding. The transcript has 7 exons. Gene Ontology annotation, cellular component: endoplasmic reticulum. Lineage: Eukaryota; Metazoa; Chordata; Actinopteri; Cypriniformes; Xenocyprididae.